This is a messenger RNA of Seriola dumerili (greater amberjack), 1246 nucleotides long. RefSeq lists its product as uncharacterized. Lineage: Eukaryota; Metazoa; Chordata; Actinopteri; Carangiformes; Carangidae. Bases 117 to 1133 code for a protein of 338 amino acids. The transcript has 3 exons. The record is from RefSeq and is a predicted model, not a curated record.
UGGAGACGAUACUUCCUGUUGUUUCAGGCACAUUUGGCAAGAAGCAAAGGAUGCUCGUGGACAACAACUGACAGUGUGCCUCCCUUUAACUGCAUGGUCCAGCACUGACCUGGGAAAUGAAACAGGAGUACCAGGAUCUCGUCCUGCAGGCAUGUGGUGCCUCAUCUCUGCGUGUCGGUGCAAAGAUCCAGACCCUGUGGAGCGGUUAUGGGGAAAUAGUCAGGCUACACCUGGAGGACUGUGACCGACCCUCUGUGGUCGUCAAACACGUCAAGUUUCCGCAGGAGGCCGAGCACCCGGGCGGUUGGAACACGGAUCGCUCCCACACACGUAAAGUGAGAUCCUAUCAGGUGGAGACGCACUGGUACCAGAACUAUUCCACCAGUCCGAGCUGUCGCAUCCCUGCCUGCCUAGCUGCCUGUUCCCAUGGAGACGAGAUGCUGAUCGUGCUGGAGGAUCUGGAUGUGGCGGGUUAUGAUCAGAGGAGAACCAGUGUGAAGGACAGAGAGAUAAGAGCUUGCCUCAGCUGGCUUGCCCACUUCCAUGCUCUGUUCCUGGGUGUGGCAGCAGAGGGGCUGUGGCCUGUUGGUACCUACUGGCACCUGGAGACCCGGCCAGAUGAGCUGGAGGCCAUGGACGACGCCGAGCUCAAAGCAGCAGCUGGCGACAUCGACAGAAUACUCAACGAAUGUUGCUUCAAGACUAUCGUGCAUGGAGACGCCAAGUUAGCCAACUUCUGUUUUUCCCAGAGUGGACAGGACGUGGCAGCUGUAGACUUUCAGUAUGUUGGUGGAGGCUGCGGGAUGAAAGACGUGGUGUAUUUUUUAGGUAGCUGCAUGGAGGAAAAGGAGUGUGAAAAGAGGGUACCAGGCUUACUGGACUACUAUUUCACAGAAUUAAAGCUAGCUGUGAAAAAAGAUGUGGAUUUUGCUGCACUAGAGAAAGAGUGGAGGGAGAUGUUUGCAUUUGCCUGGACAGAUUUUCACCGUUUCCUGUUGGGAUGGAUGCCCGGACACUGGAAGAUCAACCGCUACAGUAAACAGCUGACCAAGGAGGUACUGCGCAAACUGAAACCACACCAGAAACUUCAAACAUCUGACAACAAGAGGAGUAAGCGUGUGGCUGACAGGUGAUCAGCUGUAAAUCUGAAUAUGGAAAAAUAAAUCACCCACAAACACACACUUUACAUCACUAUUUACAGUGAAACAUGCUUAUCAACCAUUUCUGGAUAAAUAAAAGUUUUUGA